GGUGCAACUCUGGCACGAGCCCGCUAUUCAUCGAGACAUCAGCAUGCUUAUCUCCGACCGUGCCGAGGUUCAACAGAUGUUGAGGAGGUUUCAGCAGCUCACUUUAGAUUGGCAAGGAGAGCUCAAAAAGCUGGAGGACCCGUCGCAGAACGAGUCAUUCCCAGACCUCCAGACUGAACAAGAUUGGGCCGAGAGUGUUCGUCAGCAUAGUGUCAAGGAUGGCCGCUUUCUCAUGGAGCAUGUGAGGGAGCUGCAGCAGCGGAUUUCUGAGAUAGAUGUGAAGGUGGAGCUUCUCAACGAAAGGCUUCACCGCCCAGAGUCUGCACGAGUAGUUGCACUGUCGCUUUUCUACUGGACGCCUCACAAUGUGGCAUCACCCGGCGCCAGUGAUUUCUUGCGCUGGCUGACACAAGCUACGAAGGUUGAGCUGCCGAAGCCUGUCGAAAAUCAAAGCAAACCGGAGGUCGCAGAGAAGCUUCGCAAGCAAGUACAGCAUUUGCAAGAACUUGUGAAGGAGAUGCAGCGCAACCAAUCCAACACAUCAGGGUGGCAUAACGAGCGGCAUCUUCGGGGUACAGAGGAGAAGAUUCAAGCACCCAGAGAUUUUAACUUCGAAGAUUCGAUUCAAAGAAAGGACACUCUGACAGCGUUUGGCUACAAAGGCAGCUUCACAAGGCCUCCUUGUACACCCGUCGUGCGAUGGUUUGUGGUGAGUGAACCUCAAGCAGCAACUGCCAAGGACCUACUGUCUUUGGCAUCAAAUUUGCUACAGUCAGAUCAUUCAACGCAGUGCCAGCAAGCGGAAGGAUUGGAAGUUUGUGGGAUGGGCAUUCAGCCUUCUGAUGGUGUAUGGUGGAGAGGGCCCAUCAAGGAGACUCCCCAGUCCAACCCGGUCUUUCCCAGCAAGCCAAUGAGCACAACUUCACUUGGCUUUGGGUCAUUCCACAAGCCCAAAGAGACCCACCUCAGUUCGGAGCUGGUUUCGCAGCUGCCUUGGCCUUACAUUCAAGCCUGCUGCGCCGUUCUUUUGCUUUGUUCAGUCGCCAUGUUGGGAACGACAUGCUCUAUGUGGUCACAUCAAUGCUGUGAUCAGUGAGUUGAAAAGACUCACCCGAAGCCGAUGACAAGCUUUGCGGCCGUUGUACUGCGAAGCUUC
Messenger RNA from Cladocopium goreaui, 1156 nucleotides. Lineage: Eukaryota; Dinophyceae; Suessiales; Symbiodiniaceae. The record is from the annotation of a GenBank genome assembly.